Messenger RNA from Betta splendens (Siamese fighting fish), 4772 nucleotides. It is a transcript of the gene tbc1d9, whose product is annotated as TBC1 domain family, member 9 (with GRAM domain). The transcript is spliced from 21 exons. The record is from RefSeq and is a predicted model, not a curated record. Gene Ontology annotation, molecular function: calcium ion binding. Lineage: Eukaryota; Metazoa; Chordata; Actinopteri; Anabantiformes; Osphronemidae. Bases 13 to 3843 code for a protein of 1276 amino acids.
AAAACAAGGAAUAUGUGGGUCAGCCCGGAAGAUGUGCUGCUGGCGGGCGCGCUGUGGAUCACCGAGAGAGCGAAUCCGUAUUUCAUCCUGCAGAAACGGAAGGGCCACGGGGAUGGAGGCGGAGGACUGGCGGGUUUACUGGUGGGGACCUUGGAUGUUGUCCUGGACUCGAGCGCUCGAAUGGCGCCGUACAGAAUCCUCUACCAGACUCCGGACUCGUUAGUUUACUGGAUCAUUGCUCAUGGAACCUCCCGCAAAGAGAUCACAGAGCACUGGGAGUGGCUGGAGCACAACCUGCUGCAGACGCUGUCCAUCUUUGAGAACGAGAAUGACAUCACCACGUUUGUCAAGGGAAAGGUCCAGGGCAUCAUUGCGGAGUACAACAAGAACCACGACGUCAAGGAGGACGACGACACGGACAAGUUCAAGGAGGCCAGCGCCAAGUUUCGAAAGCUGUUUGGGAUGCCCGAAGAGGAGAAGCUGGUCAACUACUACUCCUGCAGCUACUGGAAGGGGAAGGUUCCUCGGCAGGGAUGGCUCUACCUCAGCAUCAACCACCUGUGCUUUUACUCCUACUUACUGGGAAAGGAAGCCAAACUGGUGGUGCGCUGGGCGGACAUCACCCAGCUGGAGAAGAGCGCCACGCUGCUGCUGCCCGACGCCAUCAAGGUGAGCACGCGCGCCAGCGAGCACGUCUUCUCCGUCUUCCUCAACAUCGGCGAGACGUUCAAGUUGGCCGAGCAGCUGGCCAACAUCGCCAUGCGGCAGCUGCUGGACAACAAGGGCUUCGAGCAGGACCGCUCGCUGCCCAAGCUCAAGAAGAAGUCGCCCAAGAAGGUGUCGGCGCUCAAGAGGGAUCUGGAUGCGAGAGCGAAGAGCGAGCGGUACCGGGCUCUGUUCCGUUUGCCCAAAGACGAGAAGCUGGAUGGACACACGGACUGCACCCUGUGGACCCCCUUUAACAAGAUGCACAUCCUGGGCCAGAUGUUCGUUUCCACCAAUUACAUCUGCUUCACCAGCAAGGAGGAGACGUCGUGCAGCCUCAUCAUCCCCCUGCGUGAGGUGACCAUCGUGGAGAAGGCGGACAGCUCCAACGUGCUGCCCAGCCCGCUCUCCAUCAGCACCAAGAAUCGCAUGACCUUCCUGUUUGCGAACCUGAAGGAUCGCGACUUCCUCGUGCAGAGGAUCUCGGACUUUCUGCAGCAGACCACGUCCAAGAUCUACUUGGAGAGGGAGCUAGCGGGCAGCCUGAACAGCUCCGAUGACGAGGUUUACUCCCAGCACGGAUCCUUGCUGUCCAGCAGCCCACAGCACAGCCUGGGGUCAGAGGGCGAGCGGACGUUCAACCUGAAUGACAGCAGCGUGCCCACGGCCACACAGGCCCUCAUGACCAUGUACCGCCGCCGCUCGCCCGAGGAGUUCAACCCCAAGCUGGCGAAGGAGUUCCUGAAAGAGCAGGCGUGGAAGAACCACUUCACGGAGUACGGCCAGGGCGUGUGCAUGUACCGCACCGAGAAGACCAAGGAGCUGGUGCUCAAGGGCAUCCCUGAGAGCAUGAGGGGCGAGCUGUGGCUGCUGUUCUCCGGGUCAGUCAACGAGAUGGCCACGCACCCCGGCUACUACGAAGACCUGGUGGAGAAGUCCAUGGGCAGGUACAACCUGGCGACGGAGGAGAUCGAGAGGGACCUGCACCGCUCGCUGCCCGAGCACCCGGCCUUCCAGAACGAGAUGGGCAUCGCCGCGCUGCGCCGCGUCCUCACCGCCUACGCCUUCAGGAACCCCAACAUCGGAUACUGCCAGGCCAUGAAUAUCGUCACGUCCGUGCUGCUGCUCUAUGCCAAAGAGGAGGAGGCUUUCUGGCUGCUGGUGGCGCUCUGCGAGAGGAUGCUGCCCGACUACUACAACACCAGAGUUGUAGGCGCUCUGGUGGAUCAGGGCGUGUUCGAGGAACUGGCCCGCGAGUACGUGCCCCAGCUGUACGACUGCAUGCAGGACCUGGGGGUCAUCUCCACCAUCUCCCUGUCGUGGUUCCUCACCCUCUUCCUGUCGGUCAUGCCGUUCGAGAGCGCGGUGGUGGUGGUCGACUGCUUCUUCUUCGACGGCAUCAAGGUCAUCUUUCAGCUGGCGCUCUCCGUGCUGCACGCCAACAUCCACCAGCUGCUGGGCUGCAAGGACGACGGCGAGGCCAUGACCGUGCUCGGCCGGUACUUGGACAGCGUGACCAACAAGGACAGCACUUUACCCCCCAUCCCCCACCUGCACUCUCUGCUGACGGACAACGGGGAACCUCAUCCAGAGGUCGACAUCUUCAAACUGGUCGGCAGUUCCUAUGAGAAAUUCGGCUCGAUCCGUGCCGACGUGAUUGAACAGAUGCGUUUCAAACAGAGACUGAGGGUGAUACAAACCAUCGAAGACACAACAAAGCGCAACGUGGUCAGAACUAUUGUUACAGAAACUGCUUUCACUAUUGAUGAGCUGGAGGAGCUCUACGUGCUCUUUAAGGCAGAGCACCUGACCAGCUGCUACUGGGGCGGCUGCAGCAACCCCACGGAGCGCCACGACCCCAGCCUGCCCUACCUGGAGCAGUACCGCAUCGACGCCGAGCAGUUCAGGGGCCUGUUCAACCUGCUGUUCCCCUGGGCCAACGGGGCCCACUCGGACCCCCUCGCCGUGCGCUUCUUCCGCCUCCUUGACCACAACGCAGACGCCCUCAUCAACUUCCGUGAGUUCAUCAGCGGUUUGGGCGUUUUGUGUCACGGGGACCUCACUGAAAAACUGAAGCUUCUCUACAAGAUGCACGUUUUACCUGAGGUCACUCAUGAACAGGAGGAGCCAGACUCUGCCUUUGAAGCCACUCAGUAUUUCUUUGAAGACAUAACUCCAGAAACAUCAAUCGGCCACGACUCGAAGUGCAGAAGCGAGAAAGACGAUGGUUUCGUCAGAGUUACGUUUAAAACUGAAAAGGUGAAGAAGCUGAACACUCCUGAUUACCGCAACUACCUGAAGCUGUGGAACCAGGAGGCCAAGCCCAAAUACGAAAGCACAAAAGACCUCCCCAAGCUGAAUCAGGGCCAGUUCAUCGAGCUGUGUAAGAGCCUCUACAGCAUGUUCAGCGAAGACGUGGCCGAGCAGGAGCUGUACCACGCCACCGCCACUGUCACCAGUCUGCUGCUGGAAAUGGGAGAGGUGGGGAAGCUGUUCUCCAGCAGGAAGGAGCUCAACGCGGAGCCCCGAGCGGAGCCCCGAGCGGAGCCAGGCGCGUGUACGAUAGACAUCACAGACCCCCGCUCCGUGCAGGCGUCCGGGCCCGACGGCGCCCUCCAGCACAGCGACGCCUUCGCCCCGUCCAGCCCGGAGAGCAAACCGGGGGGGGAGGGGGAGGGCGGCGAGCGGCCGCCGCCGAUGCACGACAUCAAGCUGGAGGACGCGUCCCCCAAGGACGCGGGCGCGUCCUCCGCCAUGCUCAUCUCCGACGACGAGACCAAAGACGACACGUCCAUGUCGUCGUACUCGGUGCUCAGCGCCGGCUCCCACGAGCUGGACGAGAAGCUGCAGUGCGAGGACAUCGCCGACGACACGGUGCUGGUGCGCAGCGGCGACGACGGCGGCGACGGCGGCGCCGGGCCCCGCGGCCGAGGCCUGCCGCACAGCACCAGCAUCGACAGGGACUGGGCCAUCACCUUCGAACAGUUCCUGGCCUCGGUUCUGACCGAGCAGGCCCUCGUCCGCUACUUCGAGAGGCCCGUGGACGUGGGCGCCACCAUAGCCAACGCCAGGAACGUGCGCAAAGUGGGCCGCACCCUGUCGUCCACGAGUGACUAUGAGAUCUCAGUGUCCGGCUGAAGCCGCCGCCAUGUUGGAAAAGGGAAAGCGGGAGGACAAUGAAGAUAGAAGUUUAAUGGAUGUGUAUGAUAGUGGAAUGAAAGUGACCAAAAAUGCUCUUAGCGAUGUAUUUUACCAGAUGUGAGAGACUUUUAUUAUAACAAUCACUAGGUUCUGCCCCGUUGAGAAGGAACAUGACAUUAAUGUUAAGGUUGGUGUGUACUUGUAGUAGCUGUAUUUUAAAAGACAUACAGUAGGUAGUAAUAUCGUAAUCUCUAGUACUCUCACUUCAUCUAGUUGUGCACAGAUACAGUACAGAUUCAAACUGAUAAUCUACAGUAUGUACGCUCACCUAACAUUAUAUCUGCUAGAAAUGUUGCCUCCUUACUUUACAUUUCCAUUUGCUGCAGAUUUUUUUUUAAGUUGUUGCUAAAGAUGAUAUAAGUGAAAAAAGAGGCGAAACUAAGCUGUGAAGAUUCAACUGUAGACUGAAUUUUCACGUGUCCAUGGAUGAACUCUCUUCAGCUCCACGUCACUUUAACGUCUCUACAUCCAUUACGUUCCCAAGCAUCGCUCCAGCCAACGACUUGUUCAACAACUACAAAACGAAGGACCAUUUUCUCAACCAUGCCUUCAGGUUAUGGACACGGAUUCUCUGCUAUUUGAGAAACUCAAUGGACGGUUACACUAAGUAAAUGCUGUUGGACGAGCAACCUGCACUUUAUGCUUACAGCAUCAUGUGAUUCACUAACGUUUUUGCCUGCGAAACUUCAUCUGCACUCAACAAAACUGUUUUUUUCUUUUUUAACUUUCUUGCUCUUUUACAGUUUUUUACACCUGUUUUCUUUUGCAGUAUUUUAAAUGUCUCUUAUGGUUGUUAUUAUUUCACUGGAUUCUGGUGCAUUGUAUAUCAUGCUAAUUAAAAUUUCUGUACAAUUGAUGCAAUGCUA